GGUACCUGGGGCCAGGGCCGCCUCGCUCCGGCCUAGCCCCGCGGGCUCUCAGUGCGGCCCUGGGGCAUGCUCGGGACCCCCCGAGGCUCCAGCACAGACGCCCGGGCCUCAGGUCUCUGCCCCCGCACGGGGCCGGGGCCGAACGGCCCGGAGGGAGCGGCCGGAUGGAGCGGAGGAUGAAAGGCGGAUACUUGGACCAGCAAGUGCCCUACACCUUCUGCAGCAAAUCGCCCGGAAAUGGGAGCUUGCGCGAAGCCCUGAUGGUCCCGCAGGGGAAGCUCAUGGACCCGGGCUCCCUGCCGCCCUCCGACUCUGAAGAUCUCUUCCAGGAUCUAAGUCACUUCCAGGAGACAUGGCUCGCUGAAGCUCAGGUACCUGACAGUGAUGAGCAGUUUGUUCCUGAUUUCCAUUCAGAAAACUUAGCUUUCCACAGCCCCACCACCAGGAUCAAGAAGGAGCCUCAGAGUCCCCGCGCAGACCCGGCCCUGUCCUGCAGCAGGAAGCCGCCCCUCCCCCACCACCAUGGCGAGCAGUGCCUUUAUUCCAGUGCCUAUGACCCCCCUAGACAAAUCACCAUCAAGUCCCCCGCCCCUGGUGCCCCUGGACAGUCGCCCCUGCAGCCCUUUCCCCGGGCAGAACAACGGAGUUUCCUGAGAUCCUCUGGCACCUCCCAGCCCCACCCUGGCCAUGCGUACCUCGGGGAGCAUAGUUCCGUCUUCCAGCAGCCCCUGGAGGUCUGCCAUUCCUUCACACCCUCUCAGGGAGGGGGCCGGGAACCCCUCCCAGCCCCCUACCAACACCAGCUGUCGGAGCCCUGCCCACCCUACCCCCAACAGAGCUUCAAGCAGGAAUACCUUGACCCCCUGUACGAACAGGCCAGCCAGCCGGCAUUGGGCCAGGGUGGAGUCAAUGGGCACAGGUACCCAGGGGCGGGGGUGGUGAUCAAACAGGAGCAGACGGACUUCUCCUAUGACUCAGAUGUCCCUGGGUAUGCCUCAAUGUACCUUCACACAGAGGGUUUCUCCGGGCCCUCUUCAGGUGACGGGACCAUGGGCUAUGGCUAUGAGAAACCUCUGCGUCCAUUCCCAGAUGAUGUCUGCGUCGUCCCUGAGAAAUUUGAAGGAGACAUCAAGCAGGAAGGGGUGGGAGCCUUCCGAGAGGGACCGCCCUACCAGCGCCGGGGUGCCUUGCAGCUGUGGCAGUUUCUGGUAGCCCUGCUGGAUGACCCGACGAAUGCCCACUUUAUUGCCUGGACUGGCCGGGGGAUGGAGUUCAAACUAAUUGAGCCUGAGGAGGUCGCCAGGCUCUGGGGCAUCCAGAAGAACCGGCCAGCCAUGAAUUACGACAAACUGAGCCGCUCACUCCGGUACUACUACGAGAAAGGCAUCAUGCAGAAGGUGGCUGGCGAGCGUUACGUGUACAAGUUUGUGUGCGAGCCCGAGGCCCUCUUCUCUCUGGCCUUCCCGGACAAUCAGCGUCCAGCUCUCAAGGCUGAGUUUGACCGGCCAGUCAGUGAGGAGGACACAGUCCCUUUGUCCCACUUGGAUGAGAGCCCUGCCUACCUCCCAGAGCUGGCUGGCCCCACCCAGCCCUUUGGCCCCAAGGGUGGCUACUCUUACUAGCCCCUGGCAGUUGCUCCCCUGCCAAUGGCGGGUGCUGCCCUGUGUACAUAGAGAUGAAUUUGGUGUUGGGGAAACGCCCACUCUGAAACCCACAGAUGUCUUUGGAGCAGGUCCCCUCUAGCCCAUCAGUCACCCUGGCCCAGACUCUGAGCUGCUCCCUAGGGUUGAUGGGAAGGGAAAGUGGAGACACUGAGUACAAAGGUGGAGUCUCAGAAACUCCUCCAGGGGCUUCACCUCUGGCCUCUUCCCAGGUCCUGCUUAAAGGCUCAUCCCAUUCCCCAUCACAGAGAACAAGAGUUUACUCUGUUCUGGGGGUCAGAGAAGGAGCUUCCCUACUUCAUCCUGGUGGAGAGGCGGGAAUUGAGCUCCCCAGAUCUCCCGCGGUGGGAAGAGAGCAGACUGGAUCCUGCACUCUGCUCCAAGCUGUGGCCCUGGAGGGUCCUGCUUGUCAGUUCUUGGUGCUCUGCGUUCCCAGAGGCAGGAGGAGGCUGGAGUGAGGAACCUGGGGUGGGGGAGGGGUUGCUGGGUGGAGGCAGGGAGAGCUGGGCUCUGUUCUGGGGGCCCUCUGUCUCUCCUCUGCCUUUUCCUAGGCCCAGGCCUGGAAUUUCACCUCCACCGCCACUACAUCUGCUGGACCCUAAUA
This is a messenger RNA of Camelus dromedarius (Arabian camel), 2265 nucleotides long. It is a transcript of the gene ETV4, whose product is annotated as ETS variant transcription factor 4. The coding region runs from base 165 to 1622 and encodes 485 amino acids. Gene Ontology annotation, molecular function: DNA-binding transcription factor activity, RNA polymerase II-specific; sequence-specific DNA binding. Gene Ontology annotation, cellular component: nucleus. The transcript has 13 exons. Lineage: Eukaryota; Metazoa; Chordata; Mammalia; Artiodactyla; Camelidae. Gene Ontology annotation, biological process: cell differentiation; regulation of transcription by RNA polymerase II. The record is from RefSeq and is a predicted model, not a curated record.